Metschnikowia bicuspidata var. bicuspidata NRRL YB-4993 is the source of this 505-nucleotide messenger RNA. RefSeq lists its product as uncharacterized. Lineage: Eukaryota; Fungi; Ascomycota; Pichiomycetes; Serinales; Metschnikowiaceae. The record is from RefSeq and is a predicted model, not a curated record. Bases 71 to 400 code for a protein of 109 amino acids. The transcript has a single exon.
CUCGUUGUUAUAAUAUUGGGGUAAAAUUUCUGGGCCAUUGGUAUUUGUAUUGGUAUUAACUUGAUAUUUCAUGUAUUAUCCCAUGUAUUGGUAUGCCAUGUACUUCUCCAUGUAUUAUUCCAUGUAUAAGCAUUUCAUUGGUACUGGUCUUAUCGUUGUCUUGAUUGGUAUGGUGGUAUACAGGGCGCCGUUUCGUUUCCUGGCUAUUCCAAAUUUCCGGCUCUUCAUGGCUCUCUGCUGUAUGUUUUUGAUCUCGUCCAUAAAUGGAAUUGUACUCAACAUCAAUAUAGAUCUAUCAUCGAACACAUUUCUCCUCUCCAACACCCAUUUAAAGCCGUCCUGGAAUUACAUCAACUCUAUCUUUAUCAAUCUGGCCAGCCCUCUAGCCGUAAUCUUUUGAAAUCGGUGUCUCAAAUGAUUCGAAUCCAUUGAGCUCGGAAUACAAAGCAAGUCGACUUUCUAUCGACUUUCCAUGCUUCAAUAGUCCGUACACUUGGAAAACCAU